Photinus pyralis (common eastern firefly) is the source of this 3914-nucleotide messenger RNA. Its product is annotated as dystrobrevin beta-like. Gene Ontology annotation, biological process: synaptic signaling. NCBI's taxonomy places the organism in Eukaryota, Metazoa, Arthropoda, Insecta, Coleoptera, Lampyridae. Bases 366 to 2795 code for a protein of 809 amino acids. The transcript has 18 exons. The record is from RefSeq and is a predicted model, not a curated record. Gene Ontology annotation, molecular function: zinc ion binding. Gene Ontology annotation, cellular component: synapse; plasma membrane.
UAUAAAUUGCCGAUAGUAAACCAUUACAAUAUAUCGUAAAAAUGAAGGACACGUAAUGAAAUAGUAAAUCUGAGCCUGUUCGAUAAUUGAUUAAUCGAGCAUAAUUAGAUACAAAUAAAAAAUCACGCAACGAACAGGUAUCGCGCACGCCAAUGUAGGCUGUGCGCGCCGGGCAGGUGCCAAGAAAAUGGCUCUUGCGUGAAGGAAGAUCUUAAUUGUUUCUUCUUAACAAUACAUUUCUUAAACUCGUUAUGAGAUAAAAGUUAUUUGUUUAUCCUACAUUUAAAUAAAUGCUAAUUAAUUACCAGCCUUAAACAUAAUUAUGCCAACUUAAAUAGGGACAGACAGCUCCCGCAUUGAGAAAAAUGCAGGGUCAAGAAGGCCUUCCGGGGUCUUCGGACCACAGACUCGCACUGGUGCACGAAAUGAGCGCUCACAAUUUCGAUCUGAUACGAUUCGCCUCAUACCGUACCGCUACCAAACUUCGAUUUAUACAGAAGAAAGUAAGCUUGCACGCUGUCGAUAUAUGGAAUGUAAUUGAAGCAUUUCGCGAGCAGGGCUUACACGCUAUGGAUCCGACGAGUGAACUAAGCGUAGCCAGAUUGGAGACACUCUUGUGUUCAUUGUAUCAUAGUUUGAAUAAACGUGCUCCGCCGACACAACAGACCCAUGUUGAUGUGUGUUCCAGCUUGCUGUUAAACUGGCUUUUAGCGGCGUAUGCCACAGUAAAUACUUUCAGGGAUAAUGUUGGCAAAAUACGAGUGUUUUCGAUUAAGGUAGCUCUGGCAACCCUGUGUGCUGGCAAGUUGAUGGACAAGUUAAGAUACAUUUUCUCGCAAAUAUCCGAUAGCAAUGGACACUUAUUACCAUGGAGGUUUAAGGAAUACCUUCAAGAAGUUCUUGCGCUUCCCGCUGCUGUGUAUGAAUCGCCGACAUUUAAUUAUAGUGAAACUCUUUCUUCCAGCAUUUUUAAUCCUAAUGUUAAGAUAACUGUUAAUGAUUUCUUGGAUACAAUGAUGUCAGAUCCUGGACCUCCAGUUUUAGUUUGGCUCCCUCUUCUUCACCGUAUUUCCUCAGUCGAGAAUGUUGUUCACCCGGUACAAUGUGAUGCCUGUCAAAGAGAAAAUUUUACCGGAUUCCGGUAUAGAUGUCAAAAAUGCCCGCACUACGUGUUAUGUCAAGAUUGCUUCUGGAGAGGUCGAGUCACUACACCUCACACUCUUGAUCAUCAGGUGAAGGAAUAUGCCUCUUAUUCGCCCAGUAAAACAAUUGGCCACUCAUUACGUAAAUCUUUUCGUUGCGUUCCUGAUAAACAGAAAAAUAAUCUACCUCGAUUCCCUGAGCAGCCAGAGAAGACAUUGAAUCUGUCACAUAUUGUCCCACCUUCACCAAUUCCAUCACAUAAUGGAUUUCCAGAUGGUCCAUUUAAUUUUGAUGGGAUGGGUAGUUUAGAUAGCCGUACAACUGCACGCAGUCUUGACAGUGCAAGAGAUGACGAGCACCGACUCAUAGCACGUUAUGCAGCAAAGUUGGCUCAAGAAGCAAGAACCGGAAUGCAUCGAGGUGGUUAUCGUAAGAGUUCUCUCUCUCCUGAUUCGGGUCGAGUGCCUUCUGAAGCUUGUCUUGGUAUGGACUCGACGAGAGCACAACGUGAGCUCAUCAAUCAGCUCGAAGCCAAAAACAGGGAAAUAAUGAGAGAAAUUGCAAGAUUGAGACGCCAACAAGAAAUAGAAUCUAGCGGCCAUGGUUCAGAGAACCCAGCGCUUAUGUCCGAACUGCGUGCUUUGCGAAUGAGAAAGGAUGAACUGGAGGCUCAUUUAACUACUCUUCAAGAUUCACGCAGGCAGCUGAUGAUUCAACUUGAAGGACUUAUGAAAAUGUUAAAAAAUCAUCAAUCUUCCCCGCGGAGUACGCCGAACUCGUCACCCCGCAGUACAAAAUCGCCCCCACUACCUCCAGGUGCUCUUCCCAACCAACAACCAUGCCCACGAAGUGCUCCCCAAACUCCUCUGGGAAUGCCACCUUCGAUUCAGCCUGUGGCGUUAAGCCAAGUCGAAAGAAACUCCCACAUACAACACCCGUCUGGUAUCAUAGCGCAAUCAAUUGGCGGAAUGGGUGGGGUCAAUAGCAUGGCAAUGGAUCGAAACGUUGAUAGAGGCCUACAUAAUGUCAACACCGAGGCUUUAAUGGGCGUGGGUGGUGACGUUCGAAACGCAUUUGGAGGAAAUAACGGGAACGAUACACCGGGAUCAGUCGGACGCUCUCUAAGAAACGAUCUUUUAGUCGCUGCCGAUUCGGUUACGAAUGCAAUGUCUACGCUUGUUCGUGAAUUAAAUUCAGAAUCCUCAUCUUUCUCUGAAGCUAGUGGUAUCCGAAAACCACUCGAUUUUGAAGACGAUGGGGAAGAGGAGUCGGAAGGAGGCUGGCAACAGGAACUCCAAAGGCGUUACGCUCAAGAAGCAAGCUUUAUGGCAGAAUUAAGAGCGCGGCAUCCGACAAGUCCUCCGGAAAUAACACAAAACAAUCAGGGUUACGUAAUGGGUCAAAAUUUUAAUCAUAAUAGUUUGGGGCAAUUAAAUUCGAAUCAUUCUUCGGGGCAACAAAAUUACAUCGAACAAAACCCGGGCCUUUUCGGAUCGCAGCCUCAGCAGCAUGGUGAACAAUCUGUAAAUACAAAAGAAAGUGAAGGUGAUGUUAGUAAUGCAACAGAAGCAACUGAAGAAGUACAAAGUGAGAAUAAGUCGAAGGAGAUGCUUGAAUGGGAGGAAGCUGUCAAAAGAUGGAUUAAUCGUUAGGACUAGUAAAUGUAAACAGACUGGUGAAACAUAAGCUCCUCUCUGGAAAGGGGUUGGCGAAUGCGUGAACUUCGGUGAUUGGUAUGCACGUAAUAAACAAAGGGUCACAUUUCUAUAAGUACCUAUUUUAUUUGUCACGUUUCUUUUUGUAAUCAGUACUUCCAUUUAAAAUGUAACGGUCUUGCAUAAACCGAUGACCUGCCUUAAAAUGUCAAGUUCGUAAUUCAGGGCCAUAGCUACAUUUUUUUUAAGAUAAAUCGCCAUUUAUAACUGAAUGUACUUCUACCCAAAAUGUCUUCCCUUUAGUUAAGUAACAUAAACGCAAAGUGUAUACAAACAUCACACCUAACCAGCAGUUUUUUUGUGUCCAAGUCAAUUUCCAUUACAACGCCUCAAAUAAAUCUUGGUUAUGGCUCCGCAUGUUAUCAUAAUGUAUCUAAUAUGGAAUAGCGCCCAAAAAAAUUGUUGUACAUGCCUUUAUCGUUCAAAUUUUCUGUUUCUUUAUAAUACUUUAUUAUAAUGAAAUAAAAUGUGUGAAUUAAAAGAAUUGGUACACAUCGAAUCAGUAGGUAAUGAGUGUUGAUUAUUAACCUUGUCAAUAAUAAAUAGUAGGUAAGAUUUCAGACUACAAGUAAAAUUUGGCUGUUAUUUGAAAAAUGCCUAAAUAUGAAGCUUUGUGUAGAUUUUGAUAUAUCACAAAAAACCUGGUUGUGCUUAACUCUUUCUCUCUCUCUUCUCUCUCUCUGAAAUAAUCAAACUAUGUAAGUGCGAAUGUAUAAACAAGUACUUGCAUAAGUAACAUUGUACAUUCCAUCAUUUUUAUUUUAUUUUCGAGACCAAAUGCAGUCGUAAGUUAAUCUUUAAAUUACUAAUGUAUUGUUCAUGUACUUAUCAUUAACGAUGUAUACUCUUAACUACUAAUGUACAUAUACAAAACGUAAAGGUAGGUGUUAAAAUGACAACUCAAUGAAAAAACUUGUAGUUCCUUGUAAUGUCUGUCAAUAGCUACGUUUUGUUUCAGUUAAACAUUGUAAAGUAACUUAUUUCCUUUGUAAAGAAUCAAACAAUUUAAUUGUUUAAACUCUCUAAUUCUUGUUAAUUGCAUAUAUGACUUAUACA